AAUGUCGAUACAGGGUUAGUAUAGAAGUAGUAAUCGACAUCGCUUUAUUUUUCUGCGUGUCCGGUCAAAAGGAAGAAAUUUAGUUGUCGCUGAAAAUUUCGUGAUUCGAAAUUUCAAUUGCAAGUAAAUUCGCAAACAUGAUUCACAUCACUUUUAUACUCAUCGUCGCGAUCUUUGUGACGAUCGACGCGCAAUUGUACAGGAUACCAUUACACAAGAUGAAUUCUACUCGACACACUUUGAAGAAUGUUGCCUGUUUCAAAUAUCCUACAGACGAAGAUGGCCCUUAUCCUUCGGUGCCUUUAUGGAAAUAUGUAGAUUCUCAGUAUUAUGGUAAUAUUACUAUCGGAACUCCGCCGCAGGAAUUUAAAGUAAUAUUUGAUACUGGUUCCGCAAAUCUUUGGGUACCAUCCAGAAAGUGCAACGUUUUUUAUAGCAAUUUUUGCGACACGCAUCCGAAUUAUGAAAGUAAAAAAUCUAGUACAUAUAUAGAAAAUGGUACUGAUGUUCAAAUUGACACUGGCAGUGGCAAAAUUGAGGCAUUUGUAUCUACUGAUGUAGUGAAUGUUGCCGGUCUCAAUAUUGCCAAUCAAUCAUUUCUGGAAGCAACAUACGUGCCAGACCUUGCAGUCCUUCAUGCACGUUAUGAUGGUAUUUUGGGCUUGGGUUAUGCCUCUAUAGCUAAUGGCGGAGUAAGGCCUGUGUUCGAAAAUAUGAUACAUCAAGGCCUGUCAUUGCCUAUUUUCAGCUUCUAUUUGAAUAAAGAUCUGUCGAACGAUUACGGUGGUGAAUUAAUAUUGGGUGGUACCGAUCCUGAUCGUUACACUGGCGCGAUUACGUAUGUUCCUGUUACUAAGAAAGGAUUCUGGCAAUUUACUCUGAAAGGGAUCAAAAUACGUAAUUAUACCUUCUGCGCGGAUGGCUGUCAAGCUUACGCUAUUACAGGCACUCAAGCAGUAUCAGGACCACUUUCGAACAUCACUAUUAUUAAUGACCUUAUUGGAAGUGUUCAUGAAAGUGGAAUUUAUUAUACAAGCUGCAACAGGAAAAACCAUGUUUAUAUGCCAGAAAUCAGUUUUUCUAUAGGUGAUGCAGUGUUUCCUCUUAACAGUCAGGAUUACAUCCAACAGGUAUCACCACUAAAUACCAUAUUGUGUUCAACCAGUUUUGAAUGGUAUCAAACUAAUGAUGUAAAUGACAAUACGUGGAUUCUAGGAGAUGUAUUUCUUGGCCGUUAUUAUAGCGUGUAUGAUCUUACCACAGACCAUGUGGGAUUUGCACCAGCGACAUUCGAAAUUUCAAUCGCAAAUAAAUUCGCAAACAUGAUUCGCAUCACUUUUAUGCUCAUCGUCGCGAUCUUUGUGAUGAUCGACGCGCAAUUGCACAGGAUAUCACUACACAAGAUGAAUCAACGCACUUUGAGGAAGGUUGCUGAUAUUCCAAAAGUUUCUAUAAUCAAAGCUAGCACUCAUACGGUGAUUUUAUGGAAAUACGCAGAUGCUGAGUAUUAUGGUUUUCUCAGUAUCGGAACUCCGCACCAGGAAUUUAGAAUAUUGUUUGAUACUGCUUUCGCAAAUUUUUGGGUACCAUCCAGAAAGUGCCUGAAUAUUAAUAGCUAUUUUUGCAAAACCCAUUUGAAAUAUAAUAGUACAAAAUCCAGCACAUAUAUAAAAAAUGGUACUGAGAUUGACAUUGACACUGGCAAAGGAAUUAUUAUUGAAGGAUUUGUAUCUACUGAUGUAGUGAGAAUUGCCGGUCUCAAUGUUAAAAGACAAUCAUUUAUAGAAGUAACACGCGUGUCAGACCUUCUGUACCGUCAUGCACAUUUUGAUGGUAUUUUGGGCAUGGGUUAUGCUUCUAUAUCCAAAGGCGGAAUAAGGCCUGUGUUCGACAAUAUGAUACAUCAAAAACUAGUGUCAAAACCCAUUUUCAGCAUUUACUUGAAUAGAAAUCUUUCAGACUAUGUCGGUGGUAAUUUAAUAUUGGGUGGUACCGAUCCCGAUCUUUACGAAGGCGAAUUGACGUAUGUUCCUGUUAUUGAAACAGGAUACUGGCAAUUUGCUAUGAAAGAGAUCAUAGUACGUAAUUAUACCUUCUGCGCUGGUGGCUGUCCAGCUAUCCUUGUUACAAGCAGCCCAUUUUUAUAUGGACCAGCAUCGAACAUCUCUAUUAUUAAUGACCUUAUUGGAAGUGUUCGUGAAAAUGGAAUUUAUUAUUUACUCUGUGACAAGAGAAACUCUUCUAGUAUGCCAGUAAUCAGUUUUUUUAUAAGUAAUAAAGUGUUCAAUCUUACCAGUGAUGAUUACAUCCAACCGAUAUCACCAUUUAAUACGGUGAAAUGUUACUCCGGUUUUCAAGAUCAUGACUCUGAUGAAGAUGUCUGGGUUCUAGGAUAUGUAUUUCUUGGCCGUUAUUAUAGCGUGUAUGAUUUUGAAAAAAACCGAGUGGGAUUGGCCCCAGCGAAAUAAAUGUCGAUUGCUAUUUCUUAAAAUUAUAUAACAAGACAUCCAAUUAAAUGAUAACUUUGCGAAUAAUUUGGUAACCUUUUAUGGUUUUUUAAUGUUUAUUGACUUGUAGUUUUUAUCUAUAAUAACUUGAUACAUUGUUAUAAACGGAUUUAUUCGUUUUGAAAAAUUAAAAUGAGCAUAUAUAUGGAAAAUAAUUUCCAUGCAUUUGAUAUAUUUUCUUUUCAGACACGUACUGUAUUCUAUUUCUGAAGACA
This is a messenger RNA of Nylanderia fulva, 2722 nucleotides long. The record is from RefSeq and is a predicted model, not a curated record. Lineage: Eukaryota; Metazoa; Arthropoda; Insecta; Hymenoptera; Formicidae.